Mesorhabditis belari is the source of this 1146-nucleotide messenger RNA. Lineage: Eukaryota; Metazoa; Nematoda; Chromadorea; Rhabditida; Rhabditidae. The record is from the annotation of a GenBank genome assembly.
AUGGGAAAAACACAAGAACUGACGAAUUGUUUGGAACAAUGUCGAUGUGAUGAACAAGAGAAAACGGUGAUUUGCGAGGGGAGUUCGAUCACUCAACUCCCACAAAGUAUCCCAUCUGGCUUUGAUGCAUUGAUCAUCAAAAAUACAACAAUUAGCCACUUGCUAAAGGAAUCUUUUCGAAAAAUGGAUCGUCUUCGAGAAAUUCGGAUCGAGGAAUGUCAGCAAUUGGAAUCAAUUGAGAAACUUGCGUUUAAAGGAUUGAGAAGGUUGAGAUUGAUCUCCAUUCAAAAUUGUCCAAAACUGAGAGAAUUGUUGAAGGGAUCAUUUUCGGGGAUUGGAAACGAGAAUGGGUUGAAGAUUCGAGUCGAGACACCGAUCAAGAUCGUUCAUCCUGGAGUCUUUCGUCACGCUCAAAACCUCCGCGAAUUGGUGAUCACUGGCGAGGAGAUGAUCGUUCAAAAGCACGCUUUCUCUUGCAUCACUCAACUCGAUUUUCUCACAUUAACAGGAAUUUCCCGAAUCGAACCUCAUCUUUUCAUGAAUUCCACGAGAUUCUACACGGUUAACAUUCGGGAAUCAAAUUUUGAGAUCCCAAAAGAAGCAUUCACUGAUUUGGCUCAUGUUCAUCAGUUCUUAAUUCAACGAAGCAAGCUGCCAUUGAUUGGAAUGGAUGCUUUUGCAGGUGCGAGUACAAUUGAAUCUCUUGAAUUUGUCGACAAUUCGAUUGGAACGAUCAGUCCACAUGCGUUUUCAGGUAUAACAAAUUUGGGUCGAUUGCGGAUAUCGAGAAAUGUGAUCAAGAAUCUUGACUCGCCCGAAGCCGUCCUUUCAAAUGCUAAUCAACUCCGUUUCGAAGAGAACAUUGUCGGGUGCAAUUGUGGAAUCAAAUGGAUCGGAGCACAUCCGGACCGCCGCCUUGCCGACUCGAAUUAUUGUGGUGCAAUCGGUGUCCACCGCACUCUCCGCAAUUUCAUUCGUUUAACCUGUGAUCCGACAUCGAAUUUCUAUCAAAAUACCACAAAAUCCCCAACAAAUUACACAUUUAACUAUAAAGUGACAGCGCAUGUGUCAUCUUCUCAAAGAAAUCACCUCCAUUUCCCGAUUGUGAUCAAUUUGAUGCUCAUUUUUCGAUUUUACCAAAUUUUC